Messenger RNA from Helicoverpa armigera (cotton bollworm), 481 nucleotides. It is a transcript of the gene Ssb-c31a, whose product is annotated as RNA polymerase II transcriptional coactivator. NCBI's taxonomy places the organism in Eukaryota, Metazoa, Arthropoda, Insecta, Lepidoptera, Noctuidae. Gene Ontology annotation, biological process: positive regulation of transcription initiation by RNA polymerase II. The transcript is spliced from 4 exons. The coding region runs from base 109 to 429 and encodes 106 amino acids. The record is from RefSeq and is a predicted model, not a curated record. Gene Ontology annotation, cellular component: transcription regulator complex; nucleus. Gene Ontology annotation, molecular function: DNA binding; transcription coactivator activity.
ACGGCAGUAAGCAGUAAGUAAGCAAAAUAUUAUACUAACUAAACAUUAUUAUAGCCUUAAGGAAAAUCCUUGGUUUGUAGAUAAAUAUAACCUGUUUCAAACUACAAAAUGCCCAAACAUAAGAAGCAAGCGAGCUCCAGCAGUUCCGACAGCGAUGAUGGGCCAGUGGAUAGAAACCCACCUGCAGAAAAGAAAGCCAAAAUGGGUAGCAGGACAAAUGAUAAAGAGCCUACCUGGGUUUUAGAAGGGAAGAAAUUAGUAAAGAUCAGGGAGUUCAAAGGCAAGGUAUACAUAGACAUAAGAGAAUUCUAUGAGAAGAAUGGUGAACUGUUACCAGGAAAGAAGGGUAUAAGUAUGACACCAGAACAGUGGAGAAAACUGUUGUCACUGGGUGAUGAAGUAAAUGAAACACUAAGAACCUCAUGCUGAGAUAUAUUUAUUGUUGUUCCUUGUAAUAAAACUGUGAGUUAUCCUUAAAUAA